Molecule: messenger RNA, 843 nt
Organism: Cucurbita maxima (winter squash)
Lineage: Eukaryota; Viridiplantae; Streptophyta; Magnoliopsida; Cucurbitales; Cucurbitaceae
Exons: 2
Coding region: 227-736 (169 amino acids)
Source: RefSeq, a predicted model, not a curated record
UCCCCGCCCCUACUCUCCACUCCCUUUUGUGCGUAGGCAAAUUGCAGAAGAAGCUCUGUCCAUGGCCUUGGCCCCAUUCGCACACAGGCACCAUUCAUGAUCCCAAUAAAAACUUGCAUUUACAUUACGACAAAACCCUCCAUUAAUUUCUCAUCACUCUCCUCUCUUUCUCACUCUCUACCGUCGAAGAAACACUCCCAAAACAACCCCACUUUCUCCCCCAAAAAUGAAACCCGACCUUCCACCUACAAUGGCCGCACUGAAGAAGGACUCUCCAUCAGAAACUGGGGUCUCCUUUUUCCUCUCAAGAAAAGCUCGCUACAAGUUCUGGGUAUUGGCCGCCAUUCUACUCCUCGCUUUCUGGUCCAUGUUCACCGGCUCCGUUUCCCUCAAAUGGUCCGCCGGGACUUUCGCCAGAUUCUACGACGGCCCCCGCAAGCCGAUCUUCGAUGAUCUUGACAUUCUGGUGAUCCUUUUAGCCAUUUCCAUGGAAGUUGAAGAGCGGGAGAGGGAUGUCCGGCACAUGUGGAAUCUGUACUCCCAUGGAGGCGGCGGCCGGUUGCCGCGAUUCUGGUUGGAGGCUUUUGAAGCGGCAUACGAGGAUUUGAUCGGCGAUGUUCCCGCCGUUCGAGAUGCUGCCCUUUUGGAGAUCGCUAGGAUGUCUCUGCAAUCUGUUCAUGUCGACCCAAUCCCGAUCAAGUCCAAGGUUAGCCGUCGAGAUCAAACAUUUUCUUGAACCCUGUCUUGUUUGUGAGACUGUUUCUGAUUGAAAUUGGUUUCUGAAACCAAUGGGUUGGAUCCUCUUGGCGAUGAAAAGGUUCCUUUCUCUAUUUUAUUUUAUUU